CCUGCAAACUUGUAAGACAGGUUUCGAGCUCAUCUUGUGUAGCUGUGUGGGAAAAGAGAAAAAAAAAAGAAAAAAUGGACGGCCUCUCAAACGCAUUUUCGGUGCUAGAGAUAGACGCUGAAGAUGAUCGAUUGCAGUCCGCCUCUGCUGCUUCCCCAGUCAAAGAGUCCACUUGCUCUGCCACUCCAGGUAAAAAUAAGAAGAAAGCUAAUCGCCUUGACGACAAAUUGCUGGUAGAAAACGAAAAGCAGUGUCAACAAAACAUAGUGAUGCCUUCGGUCGCGUACAAAUUGCCCCUUGUGUGGAUCGACUUGGAAAUGACUGGUUUAAAUGUUGAAGUUGACAGAAUACUGGAGAUUGCUUGUAUUAUUACAGAUGGCAAUCUGUCCAAAACACUGGAGGGUCCUGAUUUUGUUAUCCAUCAAAAUAAGGAGUGUUUAGAUGGGAUGGGUGAAUGGUGUCAAAGCCAUCAUGCAGCAAGUGGGUUGACAAAAAAGGUGAUUCAAAGUACAAUUAGUGAAAAUGAAGCUGAAAAGCAGGUUAUGGAAUUUGUAAAGAGAAAUGUUGGUACAUACACACCUCUUUUGGCAGGAAAUUCAAUUUAUGUGGAUUUUCUAUUUCUAAAGAAAUACAUGCCAGAUUUGGCCGCUCUUUUCUCUCAUGUACUUGUUGAUGUUAGCAGCGUUAAAGCUUUAUGCAUUCGCUGGUAUCCUAGAGAUAAUAAGAAAGCCCCUUCGAAGGACAAUAAACACAGAGCCAUGGAUGACAUCAGAGAAAGCAUAAAGGAACUUAAAUAUUACAAGGAGAAUAUUUUCAAAGCACCCAAAUCUAGGAAGUGAUGCACGCAAGGGAUUGCGGCAGAUGGAAGGUUUCAAUUUCAAAGUGCUGUUGUAAAUUUUGCAUCUACUUUUGGGUAAAUUCUUCUUCUCGUCUACGGUUGAUCAUUGCCUGUUACAAUCUCAAUUGAUUUUGUAUUGGAACCUGGCACAAGACAUAUCAUAGGCUGUACUUUGAUUUAACAAAUUGAAGUUUGGAUCCAAUUCCGUUUGUUUC
Alnus glutinosa is the source of this 1053-nucleotide messenger RNA. RefSeq names its product oligoribonuclease. Bases 75 to 839 code for a protein of 254 amino acids. Lineage: Eukaryota; Viridiplantae; Streptophyta; Magnoliopsida; Fagales; Betulaceae. The record is from RefSeq and is a predicted model, not a curated record. The transcript is spliced from 8 exons. Gene Ontology annotation, molecular function: nucleic acid binding; 3'-5'-RNA exonuclease activity. Gene Ontology annotation, cellular component: mitochondrion.